AAAUAAACAAGCUGCAUUCUAUGGGGCGAGAAGCCUGGAGUCAGAGCAGACGCCAGGGCGACCGAAGGCAGAGGCACAGAUUCGGUCAUUUUAUUCUGUAAGACCUUUUUCUACUCCGAAGCUUUGCUUUUGGAAGAGAGAAGAGUCCAUCUGAGAAGGCAUACUUCAGUGAUUUGGUUCAGAGUCUUUUACAUGUACCUGAGAGUAAUAUGAAUGAAGAAAUAAGAAGAUGCAAUCAAAGUUGUCCUGGGGAAGGAUGUGUAUCAUUGGCUAAAGAGAAGACUUGGAACUUCUUGAGUUGAGAGGAUAAAAGAUGAAGAAGAUGAUCUGUUAGAGACCACUUGUAGCAAUGGUUUGAACUCCAAAGGACAUAUAAUGGCAUUUUAAUUCUGAUCUGGGGCCUGAAUUUGGGAAAGGAAGAGUGAAGAAUAGUUGUCCAAGAGAUAAGAUGUCCAUCAUGUGUAUGCCUGAUGUCUACCAAGGUCACAAGAGGGUGUCGGAAAAACUUGCUUCUCUCCAUGGUGAGACUGAGUACGGCAAAUGUUUGAUCAGUAAUCAGGAAGAAAAGUAGAGUUGUAUGAAGUAACUUUUGGGAUUUAUUUCUUUAAUAUAAAGAGAAAACUUUGAAUUAGUCCUCGCCUCUGUCAACUCCACAUCAGAAAUGGAAGUAACUGGGACCCCCAGCAGUUAUAGUAACAGGAACUGUACAAUAGAAAACUUUAAGAAGGAAUUUUACCCCAUCAUAUACCUGAUAAUAUUUUUCUGGGGAGCCUUGGGAAAUGGCUUUUCCAUAUAUGUCUUUCUACAGACUUGCAAGAAGUCCACAUCUGUAAAUGUUUUCAUGCUCAACCUGGCCACUUCCGAUUUUCUAUUCAUCAGCACCUUGCCCUUCAGGGCUGACUAUUAUUUCAGAGGUUCCAAUUGGAUAUUUGGGGACUUGGCCUGCAGAGUCAUGUCUUAUUCCUUAUAUGUCAACAUGUAUACUAGCAUUUAUUUCCUAACUGUGCUGAGUGUGGUGCGUUUCCUGGCCACAGUCCACCCCUUCCGGAUGUUCCAUGUCACCAGUGUCAGGAGUGCCUGGAUCCUCUGUGGGAUCAUAUGGGUUUUCAUCAUGGCUUCCUCAGCCCUGCUUCUGGUGAACGGCCAAGAGGAGAAAGAUAACAUUAUAUCAUGCUUGGAGCUGAGUCCUCAAAAGUUUAAAAGUCUCCUGAUCAUGAACCACAUUGCAGUAGCGGUAGGCUUCUUGCUCCCAUUUCUCACGCUCACCGUCUGCUACCUGCUGAUCAUCCGGAUCUUGUUAAAGGCUGAGAUUCCAGAAUCAGGUCCACGUGCUGCUCAUAGGAAGGCGCUGACCACCAUUGUCAUUGCCAUGAUCACCUUCCUCCUCUGUUUUCUGCCAUACCAUGCACUGCGGACCCUCCACUUGGUCACAUGGGAUAAAGAUUCAUGUGGGGAUGUGCUACAUAAGGCCACAGUCAUCACACUGACCAUGGCUGCAGCCAAUAGCUGCUUCAAUCCCUUUCUCUAUUAUUUUGCUGGGGAGAAUUUCAAAGCUCGAUUAAGGGCUAUAUUCAGCAAAGUUCAUCUAUAGAAAUUAAAGUCAAAGUGCAGCCUUCCUGUUUGUGAGUAGCUGAAGAACAGAAUUAAGAGUAUAAGGAGCUGUUCUGCAGGCAUGCUCAUGAACAUUGGUGUCCACCUUCAUUCACUCAGAGUCUCCAACUUACUUUAUAUUUGCAUCCUAACCAACAAGUUGGUUCCUGACAUUUAAUUGACCACAACAUUUGCUAAUAAAGUCUAUUUCAGAAAUUUCAUUAGAUAUAUUUUUAGUGGUUGGAACUAAAUGGGAAGUGUAAGAAAAAAUAUUUCUACUGGAAUCUUGCAUGCUGAAAUGUGACAUUGGGAAGACUUGUCAAACACUGUAGGGCCAUGUUUUGCAUCAGAUCCUAUGUUAGCUCUCUGGCCCAGACAUUCUAAAUUCCUAACUUGAAGACAUCCUUAAGCACCCCAGCUUCUCCAAAUCCUUUCCUCAUUAAAGCCUUUGAGACACAGUCAAACCUACUGGGAGCUUCUGUGCAUCGAGGAGAGCAUCCCAAGGGCUCUGGAGCAGGCUUUGAUUUGAAGAGGAAAACUGUCCUUUAAUAAUUCAAGUCAAGGUCCAGACAAGGUUGGCAAGAGAAAAAGGAGGAGAAGAAUUAAAGCAAAAGAGAGUGAAUAAUAAGUAGAGGUAAAGAGUAAUUUCCUCUUUGCCUCCAAGAGAUGGGUUCUAGCAACCAAAUGGAAGGAUGUGCCUGUAGUGCCUUUUUUACCAGGAGUUAGGAAAACUGAGGAGUGAGGCUGUGUGGGGAUCACUUCCCUAUGGGAUUCAGGAAUUGUGUGUAGAAUAGGGACAAGGAAUAGUCACGGACAUGUAUCUCAUGACACUUGGGUCUGAAGUGAUGUCAUUGUAGUCAUUGACCCCUCCUAGUAACCCACAGAGAUGACAACUGAAGGAAGUGGGCCUUUGGAAAAGGGCUGGGCAGAAUGUGAGAAGUGUUAUAAAAAAAUCUUUAAUAUUAGUUUCUAUCCACAGAAACUGACUACAGAUACUACCAAUUAUUCACAUGACCAUUGUGUUGACCCCAACAAUCAAGUGGCAUCCCUGUGCUGAGCCUUCAGAAAUGCUGGAGAAAGCACAGAGAUUUCAUGGGUGGAGAACUUAAAAAGUAUGUCCUAGUCUACACAGCUAGUGAGCAGUUUAAAAGCUCUGCAGAAAUGUUGACUGGAUGCUCUUCCCCACCCACCACCCCCUGUGAACCUCCAGAAAGUCUGCAUGGAAACCCAUGGUCAAAAGUCUACAUGGAGACUUUCUCUCUUGUCAGACACAUAUGCCUUUCUCAUCCUUGCAAGGAAACCAAGGUCUGGGGGCUGGAGAGAUGCUUUGGGGUGAAUAGUACUUGUUGCUUUUAUAGAGGAUCCAAGCACUGACAUGGAGCCUCACAGUCAUCUUUCACUCCAGUUCCACAGGACCUGAUGCUCUCUUGUGGCUCUGUGGGCAUGCACACAGUGUGCAGACAUAUGUACAGAUAAGACACUCGUACAUGUAAAAACUCUUAACAACAAUGACAACAACACUGAAAAAAAUAGCAAUUUUUGGCCUCUGGCACCCUUGAGUGUGGAAGGGAGAUUGUCUUUGCAGUUGGAGAGCACUAUAGUAUUGUUUAUAUAAAACGACGACUCUGUCUGUAACCUUCCUUAUUUAGCUACUAGAAUGAUAGAGAGAUAUCAGAGGAAGACCCUAGUACAUCUGCCUACAGGGAACUCCUCUAUCCUAGGGAAAAGGCUAACAGAUACUUGGGAAUCCUCCAACCCCAAAUCUGAGUGUCUGCUCUUUGAUUUAUCUGACAGCGAAGCCUACAAUCUGAUCCACUCCUUCCAGUCCCAGAGAGCAUCUAGCCACCUUGGUCUAGUUCCACUCUUGAUUAUAAGCAAUUUAAUGACCACACAAUUUUCAAUGGAAAAAACCCUUAAUAUUCAAGGCACUAACAAUUAAGAGCACAGAAGAAGACAUCUUCAAUAGGAAAGGUCUCAAUGUUUUUUGUUUUUGUUUUUUAAACUUGUAUCAGAAAGCACUGGGAUACUGUUCAAAACAAACAAACAAACAAACACAAGCAGACAGGCAACCAAAACAACUAUAGCACAAUGCAGUCAUUAGUUUGUUUGAGUAGUAACUGGAGCCCACUACAUAGUUGAAUAUUUACACAGAGCUUGACACAUAGAAACACUACUAUGGAGUCUUAGGAAAUGAGUGGAAAGGGUGCACAUGGGGGUGGGGGCAGAGGCACAGGAAGCUUGGGUUUCCAUCUUCAACCAGAGAGAAUUCAUGUUAACCAGAGUUGGGGAGCAAUAAACAGCUACGCAGCAUCUUGUUUAGUGAGAGGGAGUGAAUGGGAGAAGGGUGGUGGUGCAAAAAGACCUGGAGGAGAUUACCUCUGGACAGGGAUUUGAGAGUGGGAUACACACACACACACACACACACACACACACACACACACACACACACAUAUCUCAAUCAAAGAGGAUGAAUGUUUUAUUUGUUUCUCAGUGUUGCAAAGCCGGUGCUUCACUGUGGGAAAACAACAGCCAACACAGCACAUGGUGAAACAAAGACAGUAUUCUCCCGCCUCUGACAUUGUAGAAUACUUCCCUGCAUUUCCAAUGAGAAGACACUAAGUCUCUGACCCAAAUCCAGUGGUGGAUAUGGGCAAGUAACAAAAUUAUCUAAGAUAAUUUAUAUAUCUUAGAUAUAUUAUUAUAUUGACUUAUGAAAGUCUUAUAACCAGUAGGUAGGGUCUCACCAUGUAGCAGUGGCUGGUUUAGAACUUGUUGUGUAGACCAACCUUGAACUAACAUCUGCCUGUUGAGUGCUGGGAUUAGAAGGUGGUCUGUCACCAAACCCAGCCUCAUAACCACUUUUCACCGCAGAUGAUCUUAAGAAUUCUAAACACCAGGGCUUAACUCCUAGUCUAAAUACUUAGUAUGGCAAUUAUCAAAAAUCUGUACACUGUGUUUAUCUGCAUCCUUUAGGAAGUUGGGGGUGGCUCUUAAGUAGCACUGUCAAGAACAGUUUCUUUCCAUCAGUAUUGCUAAAAGUUAUUUCAAGUCCUCUACUCUCCACUAGUUUAAGACAAGCAUGCUGGAGCAGGUCACAUCCAGUUUGAUCUGGAGUGGAGGGGUGCCAUGGUCUUCACAUAUUUCUCAUAUGCUUCUUCACUCAUCAUUCAUCUAGCUCUGAAGGGUCGCUCAGUGUCAUCUUGAUCAGCCAACCAUCUUUGUAACAGGAUUUGUUGACGAGCCCUGGGUCUUCGGCAAUGGCUUCACUGACUUCAGUUACCUCUCCUGACAAAGGUGAGGAGAGCUCACUGGCAGCCUUCACACUCUCCAAAGCACCAAACUCCUCUUGUUUUUUUUCUCAAUUUUGUCCCAACUUCAGGCAGACUACAGUAAACAACAUCUUCCAAAGCUUCCUGUGCAAAAUUGCUGAUUCCCACUGUUCCAAUACCUUCCUCUGUUGUUAUCCAUUCAUGUUUCUCUGUGAAUUUACGCACUGACAGCAAAGCAGAUCCGGUGCGCAGUGAGCAGAGGCCAGGGCGGUGCGCAGGCUGUAGGCCACAACCCGAAAGCUCCUCGACCCUUGCAGCGACAUGAUCAGAGGUCCGGAGUGGGUAACUGUGCUUCGCCUCCGCCACCAGGCCAGCGGGGUGGGAUAUUUGUUAUUGAGAAUUGUUAAACUGAGUGAUUUGUGAAUGUAUGCUGCUGAAAUAAAAUGAAAUUAAAUAGAAACCUUUAAA
Molecule: messenger RNA, 5327 nt
Organism: Mus musculus (house mouse)
Lineage: Eukaryota; Metazoa; Chordata; Mammalia; Rodentia; Muridae
Gene: Cysltr2
Product: cysteinyl leukotriene receptor 2
Exons: 6
Coding region: 662-1591 (309 amino acids)
Biological process (GO): G protein-coupled receptor signaling pathway; leukotriene signaling pathway
Cellular component (GO): plasma membrane; membrane
Molecular function (GO): G protein-coupled receptor activity; leukotriene receptor activity
Source: RefSeq, marked validated